GUCGCGUCGUGCCACGUGAUCAUUUCAAUUCUCUAUCGCCGCCAUCAUGAUACCGACGCCAGAUCUUUCUCAUUUAACUAGGCAUGAUCUUGAACAAGUUUACGACCCAGCAGAGGACACGUUCUUGUUACUGGAUGCCCUCGAACAGGAGGCGGAAGCGCUCCGAAAGGAACGUCCUCUGAUUUGUCUCGAGGUCGGGUCUGGAUCAGGAUGUGUGUCAGCAUUUCUCGGGAAAGUGUUAGGACAAUCAUCUUCUCUUUACCUCUGCACUGACAUAAACAAACACGCCACCCAUUGUACGCUCGCAACGGGGAAACAGAAUAAGAUACCUCUAGAUCCAGUGACAUGCUCGCUGGCGCGACCUCUCUUAUCGCGAUUGCGUCACGCAGUUGAUGUACUCUUAUUUAACCCCCCUUAUGUGCCAACAGAUACAGAUGAAGCUUCCAGUGCUCAGGGUAGUGCUGAUAUUGCGGGGUCCUGGGCAGGGGGGGCUGAUGGAAUGGAAAUUACCAAUCGUUUGUUACAGGAUGUUGAGUGUCUGUUAUCACCGCGGGGUAGAUUUUAUUUGGUUGCCUUGAGACAAAACAAUGUCCCAAGCAUCCGGUCCAGGAUGUUGGAGGACUUUGGUUUAACCAGCCAGGUUGUCAUCGAACGACGGGCGGGAAGAGAAUACUUGAUAAUCAUUCGCUUCGCACGGACCACCCCUAGCUAA
Molecule: messenger RNA, 712 nt
Organism: Suillus plorans
Lineage: Eukaryota; Fungi; Basidiomycota; Agaricomycetes; Boletales; Suillaceae
Product: S-adenosyl-L-methionine-dependent methyltransferase
Exons: 7
Coding region: 47-712 (221 amino acids)
Biological process (GO): methylation
Cellular component (GO): eRF1 methyltransferase complex
Molecular function (GO): protein methyltransferase activity; S-adenosylmethionine-dependent methyltransferase activity; nucleic acid binding
Source: RefSeq, a predicted model, not a curated record